This is a messenger RNA of Capronia epimyces CBS 606.96, 552 nucleotides long. RefSeq names its product arf/Sar family, other. The record is from RefSeq and is a predicted model, not a curated record. Gene Ontology annotation, cellular component: lysosomal membrane. NCBI's taxonomy places the organism in Eukaryota, Fungi, Ascomycota, Eurotiomycetes, Chaetothyriales, Herpotrichiellaceae. The coding region runs from base 1 to 552 and encodes 183 amino acids. The transcript has 2 exons. Gene Ontology annotation, molecular function: GTPase activity; GTP binding. Gene Ontology annotation, biological process: protein transport.
AUGGCAGGCUUCUUCACAUGGUUCUGGGACUGGCUGCUGUGGAUGUUCUGGGCCACCGAGAUGGACGUGGCCAUAGUCGGUCUCCAGAAUGCCGGCAAGACAAGUCUGGUGCGAGUACUAGCAGGGAACGAAUUCGUGGUUGACUCGCUUCCCACCGUCGCUUUCAAUAAGAAAGAAGUGAAAAAGGGCCACGUCUCGAUCAAAUGUUGGGAUCUUGGAGGUCAACCGCGAUUCCGAUCCAUGUGGGAGAGGUACUGUCGCGGAGUCACUGCGAUUAUCUUUGUGGUCGACGCCGCCGACAGAGACGCCAUCCCCGUUGCGAAAGAAGAGCUGCACGCCCUCCUCGACAAGCCCACUCUACAGGGUAUUCCUCUCCUCGUGCUGGGUAACAAGUCAGAUCUGCCCGACAAGUUGUCGGUAGACGAAGUCAUCGACCAACUUGACCUAAAGAGGGUUGUGCACCGAGAGAUCAGUUGCUAUGGGGUCAGUGCCAAAGAAGAGACCAACUUGGAGGCCGUUCUACAGUGGCUUGUAGCACGGUCAGGGAAAUGA